Molecule: messenger RNA, 1389 nt
Organism: Alnus glutinosa
Lineage: Eukaryota; Viridiplantae; Streptophyta; Magnoliopsida; Fagales; Betulaceae
Product: EG45-like domain containing protein
Exons: 3
Coding region: 847-1251 (134 amino acids)
Biological process (GO): systemic acquired resistance
Cellular component (GO): cell wall; apoplast
Source: RefSeq, a predicted model, not a curated record
UUUGAAUUUAUAUUCGUAGUUAAUAAAAAGAAGUUAAGGGGCUGGUUUUUCCCUCGAUUGAUUACUGAAGAUGCUCUUGUUUCUAGUUACCAUGGGAUUAAUUGCAUUGAAGAGAAUUUAGUAUGUGAAGGAUUGGUUUUUAAGCACUUAGAAGAGAUGUCGGGGCUGGGGCAUGGUUCGGUGGUUCCUGUAGUUGCUCUGACUGACAAGUUUGUUGAGGGGCAAAAAAUUAUGCUUGCCUUUUGAGUUUGACGACUGUAAUUUUUUCGAAAGUUCACAUGGCAUUUAUAAGGGCGUGGUUCAUAUAUCCAACAGUCGGUUUCAUUUUUUUUGGGGGGGUGGGCAAACCAAUUAGGACAACCAGAGAAUUCUAUCUGUUGUCAAUAAAAUUUGUUCAUGCAAGUUAAGAUGGUCAUUUGCCCUCUCUCAAACCCCUUGCUCCGCCGUUGUAUAUUGGCUAUGUUGUAGGUAGCCCAUGCACACCGAAGGGACAUGGUCAAUGACGACUUUAAAAAGAAAUUGCUUCACCGAGAAGCCAUGCACUGAUUUUGAGUUUUGUUAUGUUAUUUAUAUAAUAAUAUUCUUCAAUAACAAUAACCCCAUUCUUAUACCAAAGGGUUCUGAUUGAGGAAGUAUAGCAUAACAUGAUGAUUUUGGAUAACCCUUGGUAUAAGAAUAGGGCUAUAAACCAACAAUUGGAUGAAGGUCUAUAUAUUAUAUAUGUUCAUUCCAUGUUAAUAUAUAUGUCUCUAUAAAAUAGAGUAAACCUUUCGCUUUGCACCACAAAGGAGUUUCAUUAUAGCUAGCUAUAUAUAUUUAUCCUUAAGCAUUUCUAAGGGAAAAAGAAUGGGAAUAAAUGCUCAAGUUCUGCUUACCUUUGGCACCAUCAUAUGUUUUGCUUCAACCUCAUAUACUUACCAAGGGACUGCCAGCUUCUACAAGCCUCCUUACGUUCCCUCUGCAUGUAAUGGAUAUAGAGAUGAUGGCAUUUUUAUAGCCGGAGCAAGUGAUGCGCUAUGGAAAAAUGGGGCAGCAUGUGGGAAAGAUUACUUGGUGCACUGUACUGGUGCUACAAACCAAGCACCACAACCUUGUAAAUCCAAAGCUGUUAGGGUCAGAAUUGUCGAUUAUUGUCCAAAAGGAUGCUCCGGAACCAUUAAUCUUUCAGAAGAUGCUUUCUCUAUGAUUGCUAAUCUCAGUGCUGGAGUAAUUAAGGUUGACUAUGCAGAGUACUACAGAAAGUGGCCGUAAGAAUUAAGAAGGACUAUUAAUGGCAAAUUAUGAUUAUACUGAAAUCACGAUGGCGAUCAUUUUCUUGCCUUUGAUGAUACCGAAUAUAGCGUGCAGAUGGCCAAGAAGCUUGGCUAAUUCUCAGCAUUUUUAUCUUUC